ACGAUUCCCAGCAUGCAUUUGACCCCGCCCCACUCCAUCCCCCCCCCCCUCCCCGCGUUCCCCUCGGCCCCCAAAAUGGCGAGUGUGGUGGCGGGGGCGCGCUGAGCGGCGGAGACGAGCGGAGGAGCAGCGGCACUAGGAGUCCGGAGCCCGGCUGGGCUUCACAGCCGGGAAGAUGCAUUUCUCCAUCCCCGAAACCGAGUCCCGCAGCGGGGACAGCGGCAGCUCCAACUACGUGGCCUACAACAUCCACGUGAACGGAGUCCUGCACUGCCGGGUGCGCUACAGCCAGCUCCUGGGGCUGCAUGAGCAGCUUCGGAAGGAGUAUGGGGCUAAUGUUCUCCCUGCAUUUCCCCCGAAGAAGCUAUUUACUCUAACACCAGCUGAAGUAGAACAGCGAAGGGAGCAGCUGGAGAAAUACAUGCAGGCUGUUCGACAAGAUCCAUUGCUUGGGGGCAGUGAGACAUUUAAUAGUUUCCUUCGGCGGGCACAACAGGAAACGCAGCAGGUACCUACUGAGGAGGUAUCCCUGGAGGUGCUACUAAGCAAUGGGCAGAAGGUGCUAGUCACUAUUCUGACUUCUGACCAGACUGAAGAUGUCUUGGAGGCAGUGGCUGCAAAGUUGGACCUUCCAGAUGACUUGAUUGGCUACUUCAGCCUCUUUCUCGUUCGAGAGCAAGAGGAUGGGGCAUUCUCCUUUGUACGGAAAUUGCAGGAGUUUGAACUGCCUUAUGUGUCCGUUACCAGCCUACGGAGUCAAGAGUAUAAGAUUGUGCUUAGGAAGAGUUAUUGGGACUCUGCCUAUGAUGAUGAUGUUAUGGAGAACCGGGUUGGACUGAAUCUACUUUAUGCUCAGACAGUUUCUGACAUUGAGCAUGGCUGGAUCCUGGUUACUAAGGAACAACACCGACAACUCAAGUCUCUGCAGGAGAAGGUCUCCAAGAAAGAGUUUCUACGGUUAGCACAGACCCUGAGGCAUUAUGGCUAUCUUCGGUUUGAGCCUUGUGUGGCUGACUUCCCAGAGAAGGGCUGCCCUGUGGUAGUGAGUGCCGGCAACAGUGAGCUCAGCCUUCAACUCCGCCUGCCUGGUCAGCAACUUCGUGAGGGAUCUUUCCGGGUCACCCGCAUGCGGUGCUGGCGGGUUACUUCCUCUGUACCGCUGCCCAGUGGGAGCACGAGCAGCCCAGGCCGAGGCCGAGGAGAGGUUCGGCUAGAACUAGCAUUUGAGUAUCUCAUGAGCAAGGACCGGCUGCAAUGGGUCACCAUCACCAGCCCACAGGCCAUCAUGAUGAGCAUCUGCUUGCAGUCCAUGGUGGAUGAACUGAUGGUGAAGAAAUCAGGGGGGAGUAUCAGAAAGAUGCUACGGAGACGAGCAGGUGGGACCCUGAGGCGCUCAGACAGUCAGCAAGCAGUAAAGUCCCCACCACUGCUUGAUUCACCUGAUGCUACCCGGGAGUCAAUGGUCAAACUCUCAAGCAAACUGAGUGCUGUGAGCCUUCGAGGGAUCAGCAGCCCUAGCCCUGACACCAGCACCAGUGACGUUCAUGGCAAUUAUGCUUUUGAAGGCAUUGGGGAUGAGGAUCUGUAACCUCCACUCAUGGAUGACUCCUCCAGCUCCUACGGAGGAAUGUACAGGAACUCGCCCUGUGCCUGUGCCCCCCAGGCUGGGGGCCCCUUUACCCUCCUCUUUUAUCUCCUUGCCUUUCCCGAGCCAGUGGCCUCCUAACCACUCCCCUCCCCUGCUCCUAAUGCCAAAUUAGCAUUUAGUAUUUUUGCACAAAGCCCUAUGGACCAUGGACACCUGUUUGGAGGAUGGAGAUUCCCAUGCCCCUGAGCUGCUUUUAAUCCCUGAUUGGAGGGAAGGAGGGGAGGCAGGGUUGGGAAGAGCCUCUGUGUAUAGUUUGGCCCUGCUGCCCCAUCAUUAAACUCCGCCUGAUCGCUGCCUGC
Messenger RNA from Sarcophilus harrisii (Tasmanian devil), 1947 nucleotides. RefSeq names its product sorting nexin 17 (gene SNX17). Lineage: Eukaryota; Metazoa; Chordata; Mammalia; Dasyuromorphia; Dasyuridae. The record is from RefSeq and is a predicted model, not a curated record. The coding region runs from base 176 to 1588 and encodes 470 amino acids. The transcript is spliced from 15 exons. Gene Ontology annotation, biological process: intracellular protein transport; signal transduction. Gene Ontology annotation, molecular function: phosphatidylinositol binding. Gene Ontology annotation, cellular component: early endosome.